This is a messenger RNA of Carya illinoinensis, 1701 nucleotides long. RefSeq lists its product as uncharacterized. The transcript has 2 exons. Bases 539 to 1525 code for a protein of 328 amino acids. Gene Ontology annotation, molecular function: amino-acid racemase activity. Lineage: Eukaryota; Viridiplantae; Streptophyta; Magnoliopsida; Fagales; Juglandaceae. The record is from RefSeq and is a predicted model, not a curated record.
CCUUUUAUCUCUCUACCUUACUUUAUAUAUAUUUUUUUUAAGUUCGGUUCUCUCUUGUAUUCGUUUCUUGACUUUUUUACAGUCCAAGAGAGACUUCUGGGUGCUGUUGAGGGAUUUUGCAUUGCAGACCAAGGAGAGAAUCCAUGAAUUUGCUUUGGUAGACCAGGUUGUCUUUGGGGUUUCAUUCCGAUAACCCAAUAAAGUAUUUGCAAUUCUGGUGGAGGGUUUUUGUUUCACGGCUUUGUUGUGUUGAAGCCCAGAUGAAAGUUGGGGUUUUUGGGGCUGUGAGUUGAAAAAGCUUGAGCAUAUACGCGUUUUGAAGAGCUAUAGUUUAGCUGUUGAAGGCCUGCUGAUUUAUUUUUUCUUUAAUUUUCUAUUAGAAAUUACCCUUCACAAGAGGGAUUUAGUUUUGAGGAGCUGAUCUGUUAGUUUGUAUGUAGGUUGUGGUUCAUUGGGAUUAAAAUUUCAGAAAAUCAAACAGAAUUAUUAGCUCCAGUUCUUUAUAUUGGCAUAGGAGAUGUUUGAAUGAACCUUGACAAUGCCUUUGCACACACUGAGUUAUGCAUCCCAUGUAUUGGGUUAUGUAGAUAUGAACAGAAGCCCGUAUAAGACAAGGUUGAGUCCAGCUCUAGCAAUACCUCCAUCAUCAAUUCUCUUACACACUGAUGAAAGUGGGAGAUUUCCUGAAUCAAAGAAGAGUCCUGGAUCAAAUGCACCUUCAAGAAGCGGUGACCCUACUGGUUCUUUACUCGGUCAAGCGAACACAAUAGGUAUUAUUGGAGGGGUGUCCGUGGAUUCUACACUGAAUUUUCUGAGAAAACUUGUCAAUUGGAGUAAAAGGGAAGGAAAUAGUUCCCUUCCUUUUGUACUUCACUCUGAUCCUGUGUUAAAUAAAGAGCUUUUAUCACAUGACAGAAGUUCUUUUCCUUCCCUCAGCAAAAGUCAAAGUAAUCGAUUAGACCCUACCCCAAUUGUGGAGAACUUGCGGAAUAAAAGAGCUUUCCUUGAGAAUUCAGGAGCUUGUUGCUUAGUGAUGCCUUGUAACAUCUUGCAUUCCUGGCAUGACGAGGUUUCUAAAGGAUGUUCUGUUCCUUUCCUCCAUAUGGCCGAGUCUGUUGCCAGGGAGCUCAAGGAAUCAAAAUUGAAGCCGCUUGAAGCUGGGAGUCGAUUGCGGAUUGGUGUGCUUGCAACUGAUGCAACUUUAACGGCUGGAUUUUAUCAGGAGAAACUACAGAAUGAGGGAUUUGAGGUAGUGCUGCCAGAUAAAGCAACAAUGGAACAUACAGUAAUUCCUGCAAUUGAAGCUUUAAACAGAAAAGACACUGAAGGAGCACGCAAUCUGUUGAGGAUUGCUCUCCAAGUUCUUUUGGUAAGGGCAGUGAACUCUGUAAUCCUUGCCUCUGAUGAUAUGAGGGAUCUUUUGCCUCAGGAUGAUCCUCUCCUAAAAAAAUGUAUAGACCCCAUGGAUGCAUUAGCUAGAUCUACUAUUAAGUGGGCGCAAUCUGCUGAAAUGGGUACAUACUGAACAUUGAGAAUGUGAUUAAUGAUUGAUCUGGUUAAUGUGUUUCUCCAUCUGUAAUUUCGACCAAUAUUGUUUCACUGUGGAACAUCUGUUCUGUGAAUUCAUCUCUGUUUUUAUGUUUAUUUUAUUUUAUUGUUAUCAAUGAAGAGGUACUGAAAGGAAUGAACUGAAUUUUAAAA